Molecule: messenger RNA, 390 nt
Organism: Prorocentrum cordatum
Lineage: Eukaryota; Dinophyceae; Prorocentrales; Prorocentraceae
Source: the annotation of a GenBank genome assembly
AUGGGCAUGUCCUGCGGCGAGGUGUGCUGCCCGGAGGACUGCAACGACGAACAGUGCGGCUGCAAGUGCGGCGAGUCCAUCAUGUUCCUGGGCAUGUUCUUCCUGGCGGCCGCGUCCGCGUUCUGGGGCGUGGGGGAGCUGUUCGGGUGGAAUGGAGCCGACACGCACUUCCAGCAGGGCAUGACCUACCACUCCUUCAACAUGUUCUGGUUCUACCUGGGAGGUCUCACCACCGUCUUUGGUAUCCUGUACGCGUUCGUCAUCAGGGGCGGCAAGGCCUUCGGGCGCGAGCCCGAGGACGCGGUGGACGAGAGCGCCAGCAAGGAGGGCGAGGCUGGGGCCCCGCAGCAGGCGCCGACCCCGUACAUCAUGCUGGCGGCCGAGCCCUGA